This is a messenger RNA of Carlito syrichta (Philippine tarsier), 1027 nucleotides long. Its product is annotated as olfactory receptor 5V1. The record is from RefSeq and is a predicted model, not a curated record. Gene Ontology annotation, molecular function: olfactory receptor activity; G protein-coupled receptor activity. Gene Ontology annotation, cellular component: membrane. NCBI's taxonomy places the organism in Eukaryota, Metazoa, Chordata, Mammalia, Primates, Tarsiidae. The transcript has a single exon. Bases 74 to 1027 code for a protein of 317 amino acids. Gene Ontology annotation, biological process: G protein-coupled receptor signaling pathway.
GAAGCAUGUGACUGAUUAUUGUAAUCUGUGUUUUUCUCUCUGCCUAAUUCCCAAAAGGAAACAAGCCAAUAUUAUGGAAGGGAAGAAUCAAACAGCUCUAUAUGAAUUCAUCAUCUUGGGAUUCUUCAACCUAAACGAAUUGCAGUAUUUACUAUUCAUCACCUUCUUUCUGACUUAUAUCUGUACUCUGGGAGGAAAUAUAUUCAUUAUCUUGGUGACUGUGGCUGAUCCACACCUGCAUACACCUAUGUACUAUUUUCUAGGGAACUUGGCCUUUCUUGACAUCUGCUACACCACCACCAACGUCCCUCAGAUGAUGGUGCAUCUUUUAUCAAAGAAGAAAAGUAUUUCCUAUCCGGGGUGUGUGGCUCAACUUUUUAUAUUCAUUUUCUUUGUAGGAUCAGAGAGUCUGCUCCUUGCAGCAAUGGCAUAUGAUCGGUACAUUGCAAUCUGCAAACCCUUAAGAUAUUCCAUGAUUAUGAACAAAGCCCUGUACAACCAGUUAGCAGCCUCAUGCUGGAGUGGUGGUUUCCUCAAUUCAGUGGUGCACACAGUAUUGACAUUCCGCUUGCCCUUCUGUGGCAACAAUCAGAUUAAUUAUUUCUUCUGUGACAUCCCCCCUUUGCUGAUCUUGUCUUGUGGGGACACUUCUGUCAAUGAGUUGGCAUUGCUGUCCAUUGGGGUCUUCAUUGGUUGGGCUCCUUUCCUGGGUAUCAUUCUUUCUUACAUUUAUAUAAUUUCCACCAUCUUAAGGAUCCACUCCUCAGGGGGGAAACACAAAGCCUUUUCUACAUGUGCCUCCCACCUGAUCAUUGUUCUUCUCUAUUAUGGCAGUGCCAUCUUUACAUACAUACGGCCCAUCUCAACUUACUCAUUGGAGAAAGACAGACUGAUCUCAGUAUUGUACAGUGUUGUUACCCCCAUGCUAAACCCUAUAAUCUACACGUUGAGGAAUAAGGACAUAAAAGAAGCUAUGAAAACUGUAGGGAACAAGUGGCAGCCAAGAAUUCCCUCAUUUGAUAUAUAA